Molecule: messenger RNA, 3313 nt
Organism: Wallemia mellicola CBS 633.66
Lineage: Eukaryota; Fungi; Basidiomycota; Wallemiomycetes; Wallemiales; Wallemiaceae
Exons: 3
Coding region: 399-3260 (953 amino acids)
Molecular function (GO): ATP binding; ATP hydrolysis activity
Source: RefSeq, a predicted model, not a curated record
UGAUCAGCUUGGAGACACUCAGUCUACAGGACUAUACUACGGAGAUUACCACCAGUUUAGAGUCUCUCUUAAAAGCUGAGUCCGCUGAGGACUGCAGACACCAUGCAGAAGUUUUGGCUGCGACCCUUGACAAGGCAGGUGUCAGAAGUUUGAAACCUGUCCUUCAAACUCUUCAAACCGCCGCCACAAACAAGAAAUCUGGCUACGAACGCGAAUCAGCUUGCAUUGGUUUAUCAUCACUCUUCAGAAGAGCAAAGUUACAUGGAGGUUUGGAAGUAUUCUAUAUAGACACACUCCCUAUCCUCCUCGAUCUCGUCGCAGACAAAGGCGACGUCGUCAAGGAAGCUGCACAGACCGCCAUCGACGAUCUCGUUGCUUUAUUAAACCCAUUCGCUAUCAUGACUUUAUUAGAGAACGUCUGGUCUGUCACAAACUCCAGCUCUGCAAAAUGGAAGUCAAAAUCUACCGGCUUGCAAAUUAUCACAAAAUUGGUCAAAUCUGGCGGUCCACUCUGGAGAGCUAGAUUCUCCGAACAUUUAGGUGAAAUGGUUCCACAUUUAGAGACAGCUAUGCAUGACACCAAGAGUGAAGUUGCAAACGCAGCUAAAAAAUGCUCUUUGGCUGUAUGCUCUUUGUUACAAAACCCAGACAUUUUACCACACGUUCCUGCAUUAGUUAGCGCUAUGCAAUCACCAACUGCCGUAUCUGCACUCAUCAAGCAACUCAGUUCAACUACCUUUGUUGCUGAAGUCGACGGACCAUGUCUCGCAGUCCUCGUCCCACUUCUUUCAAGAGCCUUGAAGGAGAAGAGUAUGGAAACUAUCCGUAUGACUGUUAUUGUCAUUGGCAACCUUGUCAAGUUGGUCAGAGAUCCACGUGUUGCUGCCAGAUACUUGGGUGAAGUCUUCCCAGGUGUUACCAACAUUAAAGAAGGUGCUGCUUUCCCAGAAGUCAGAGCCUUCGCAGCUACUACUCACCAAAUCAUGGUUUCUGCUGGUGCUUCUUCAUCCAACCCUGAGUCAAACCGCUCAAGACCUGAAGAAAUUAUUCAUGCUUGUGAGGUUUUCAACAGACUUCUCGCCGCUGAAGGUGUCGCAACCAUCGUCGCUGCACCAAAGAUCGAAGAAGAUGACUUGAUCGCAACCUCACUUAAGUACGUUUCUGACAUGGUCGUUGAUUUGGCGUACGAUCGUGACUUUGACAAGUCAAAAUGGGUUGACUUAACUAUCGCACCAUACAUCCAACACUACUUACAAGGAAAGCGCGAAGAAGCCAACAAAGUUGCUGAAGAAGCACUUGAAGUUUAUUUAGAAAUUGACAAGAAGGCCAACGCCAACACACUUAACGAGUACGAAGAUGAUGGUGAAGAGCUUUGCCGUACUGAUUUCUCACUCGCUUACGGUGGUCUCUUGCUUCUCAACCACACCACUCUUAGAAUUGUACGUGGACGUAGAUACGGUAUUUGUGCUGGUAACGGUAAGGGUAAAUCAACACUCCUCAAAGCCCUUCGCGACGGUAAAGUCGAAGGUUACCCUACACAAGAUCAACUUCGUACUAUUAUGGUUGAACAUGCUCUUCAAGGUGAAGAUGCUUCACUUCCAAUCGGCGAUUUCGUCGCUUCAGAUCCUAACCUAAAGAACGUAUCACGUGAGAGAGUAACUGAAGCACUUGAAUCUGUCGGUUUCUCAGCUGAAAAGCAAAAAGAUCCAGUUGGAUCAUUGUCUGGUGGUUGGAAGAUGAAGCUCGAACUUGGUCGUGCUAUGUUGAUCGGUGCUGAUGUCUUGCUUCUCGAUGAACCUACUAACCACUUGGAUGUUCCAUCUGUUCAAUGGUUAGAGAACUGGUUGGUUGAAAACAACACCACAAUUCUCACAGUUUCCCACGAUUCCGGUUUCUUAGAUGCAGUAUGUACCGAUAUCGUUCACUAUGAAGACCGUAGAUUGGUUUACUAUAAGGGUAACUUAUCUCAAUUCGUUGCUAGAGUUCCAGCCGCUCAAGCUUACUACACACUUGAAGCUACAACAAUCAAGUUCACAUUCCCACCACCAGGCUCACUCAUGGGUGUUAGAUCAAACACUAGAGCCAUUAUGAAAUUGAAAGACUGUGUUUUCGCUUAUCCAAACACGCCAAGACCACAACUUAAUGGUGUAAGCUGCGCUCUUUCACUUAGCUCAAGAGUUGGUAUUUUAGGUCCAAACGGUGCUGGUAAAUCAACUCUCAUUAAGCUCAUCACUGGUGAGACGACUCCACAAUCUGGUUCUGUCUAUAAGCAUCCAAACUUACGUGUUGGUUAUGUCGCUCAACAUGCGUUCCAUCACAUUGAGCAACACUUGGAAAAGACUCCAAUCGGAUACAUCCAAUGGCGUUAUGCUCAAGGUUAUGAUCGUGAAGUUCUUGAAAAGGAGACUCGUGUGCUUACUGAAGAAGACCAAAAGAUGUUUGACACUCCAAUCAUUGGUAAGACAGGCGAGAAACGUUUCCUUGAAAGAAUUAUGGGUCGUCAAAAGCUCAAGAAGUCCUACCAAUAUGAAAUCAAAUGGAAGGGCCUUGCUCACAAGAGCAACGUAUGGUUACCACGUGACCAAUUGAUUGAAGCAGGUUUCUCUAAGCUUGUUCAACAAUUCGAUGACUUUGAAGCAUCAAGAGAAGGUGCAGGUCAACGUGAAAACAAAGCAGAAUUAAUCAGAAAGAUGCUUGAGGAUCUCGGUUUAGAUGGUGACAUCGCACAAUACAACGAAAUUUCUGGUCUCUCAGGUGGUCAGAAGGUCAAGGUCGUUGUUGCUGCUGCUAUGUAUAACAACCCACAAAUCUUGAUUUUGGACGAACCAACUAACUUCUUAGAUAGAGAAUCAGUUGGUGGUUUAGCAACAGCAAUCAACAGCUGGACUGGUGCAGUUUGUGUCAUUUCUCACAAUUUGGAAUUCGUACAUGCAGUUUGUCCAGAAAUCUGGAACGUCGAUGCUGGUGUAUUGACAAUUGAGGGUAAAGCAGCACAAAUUGAGGAUGUUGAAGAGAAGAAAGUACCAAAACCAGGUUCAAGAGCUGCAUCUAGAGCCGCUUCAGCAGCAGCAUCAGCAGCUAACUCCGCAGCAACAUCCGCAACUGAAGAUAGUGCUUCAAGUGUACCAAAGCCAAAGAAGAAGAAGAAGAUGUCUAGAAAUGAAGUUAAAGCUCAAGAGGAGAGAAGAAGAUUGAGAACAUUGAGAUUCUUAUCUGACUCGACAAUCAAAGAGCGUGAACCAGACACCGAUUCUGAUUAAGGACAGUAUUUAUAGUUUUAUAAUUGUAUAGAUUAAUAAAUUACAGGGUAUUU